This is a messenger RNA of Colletotrichum tamarilloi, 681 nucleotides long. RefSeq lists its product as uncharacterized. Gene Ontology annotation, molecular function: oxidoreductase activity. The transcript has 3 exons. The record is from RefSeq and is a predicted model, not a curated record. The coding region runs from base 1 to 681 and encodes 226 amino acids. NCBI's taxonomy places the organism in Eukaryota, Fungi, Ascomycota, Sordariomycetes, Glomerellales, Glomerellaceae.
AUGUAUCAGUCACAGAUCACAUUUACUUUGGAUACGGUUUGUCCCUGGACCUACAUUGCUAAGAAGAGAUUGGCGGAGGCUCUCGACCAAGUCGCAGCUAGCCCCAAUGGCAAAGAUGUUUCCUUCACCUUGGUCUUCCGUCCGUACCAGCUCUACCCGGACUUCCCUUCAGAGCCGCAGGACAAGCGGCACUGGUACACAACAGCAAAGCAUGAUGCCUCUGAUCAAAAGCAAGAAGUUUUCGAAGCAACAAUGGGGGCCCUCGGAUCUGCAGCCGGCAUCAACUUUUCCUUUGGGGGCACCAUGUCCAACACGCUUCCAUCGCAUCGAAUCAUCCAGCACUUUCAGGAAGCCAAGAAUGCAGAGACUGCAAAUCGACUAGUUGACGCGUUGUAUAGUCGCUACUUCGAACGCGAGCAAGAUCAAAACUCCAAGGACGUGCUGAUUGAGGCGUGUGUCGAGGCCGGUAUCCCGGAGACGGAGGCGAAGGCGGUUGUGGACGAUGAAAGUGAAGGGAAGAUGGAAACGAGAAACAUGAUCCGGAUGGCCGCCAUGGAUGGCGUUGAUUCGGUACCGUAUAUCAUGUUUGAGGGCCGUCGGAGGGAUCUCACUCUCAUCGGGGCCAAGGAGGUUGAUGAGUAUGUCAAGGCUUUGCAGACCAUCAUCAAAGAGAGCAAGUAA